AUGGGAAGGGAGCCCCCUAACUCGAUUCCACUUAAACAUCCAAACUCUCCAACAUCACCAACAUCGCCGGCACCACCAGACGUCCCCUCAAAGCUCCUCCUCCCUCCGCUCACGACCGACGACGACAGGCCGACGCCAAACGUCAAUCUGCGGGCAGCGUCUCACCCUGUGGCACCCGACUCCGCGCCUUCCGGCCACGUUCCGCCGAGGCUUGGCAUCGAACGCCACUGA
This is a messenger RNA of Sporothrix schenckii 1099-18, 231 nucleotides long. RefSeq lists its product as uncharacterized. NCBI's taxonomy places the organism in Eukaryota, Fungi, Ascomycota, Sordariomycetes, Ophiostomatales, Ophiostomataceae. The record is from RefSeq and is a predicted model, not a curated record. The coding region runs from base 1 to 231 and encodes 76 amino acids. The transcript has a single exon.